UGUCACCAUCAGCGUGCAGUCUAUCAAUCGACUACUCCGCAUGCACUAUGGCUGCUGACGAGUGCUACUGCCCUAAUAUUUGGCAGUUGCUCGCUUCUUUAAACAUGCUGAAGGCUGAACAUGGGGCUCCACUGUAGGAUCCCAUGGGGAGCGUUCUCCACGUUCAUGACAAUGCGGAUCCCACUAUGACAUGGUUCGUUAUCCCCGCAGAAUCUUUGGUUGAGAUCCACAUAUAAAGUAACAUCAUACCUUGCUUCGGACCACACGAAUCUGCAUUUUCUUGGCAGCUUCUUCCAGCCCAUUCGUCGCUCUCUUCACAGUUACUCGGGAUUCUGUCAAUUGUUGCGCACCCGGAAGGCAGUUGUCGAUAUGGAGAAGAUCCACAAGCUUAACGUUGUGCAUCGAUAUGAGAAGCGCAGUCUGCUCAUAGCGAUCAAUUGUAUCGCCGGUCUCUCCAUCCUCUUCUUUGGUUAUGACCAAGGAAUGAUGGGCGGCGUCAACACCGCAUACGACUACUACACCCUCAUGGGUUUCGGUCACAAAGGUGCCGAUGGCGAACCCGUUGUCGAUGACGCCCUGCUUCAGGGAGGUAUUGUCUCUGUCUACUACCUAGGAACCCUGGUCGGUUGCUUGAUCGGAGGAUCUAUCGGUGACCGUUACGGACGUAUCAAGACCAUCUUUACUGGUGCUGCGGUCGCGAAUGUUGGCGCUUGUCUGCAGUGUUCGGCCAUGAACCACGAGUGGAUGAUCUGCGCGCGUCUGGUGAAUGGCUGGGGAACUGGCAUCCUCAACUCUAUCAUUCCCGUUUGGGCAACCGAGACAGCUGAACACACCUCCCGUGGUCAAUUCAUCGCUAUCGAAUUCACUUUAAACAUCUUCGGUGUCGUCAUCGCGUACUGGCUCGAGUAUGCCUGCUCUUUCUACGGCGACGGCACAUCCUCCUUUAUCUGGCGCUUCCCGAUCGCGUUCCAGAUCCCCAUGCUCAUAGGCCUCAUGGCCGGCGUCCUGUUCUUCCCGGAGUCUCCUCGGUGGCUUGUAAAAGUCGGUCGCGAGUCCGAAGGUCGCUAUGUGCUUGCUCGACUCCGUGGCGACACGGGCGCCGACAGGGAGAAGGCUGAGGCGGAGUUCCAAGACAUUGUUGCGUCCUGCGAGCUUGAGCGAUCCAAUUUUCGCAAGCAGAGCUAUUUCCACAUGCUCUUCGGUAUUGGAUCUGGCAAGAUGCAUACUGGUAGACGUGUGCAGUUAGUUAUCUGGCUUCAGAUCAUGCAGGAGUGGGUCGGCAUUGCAGGCGUCACCAUCUAUGCGCCCACAAUCUUUGGAAUCGCUGGCAUGAGUCCUGCGAAGCGGCAGUGGAUUUCCGGACUGAACAACAUCUUCUACAUGUUCGCCACGCUCAUCUGUGUCUUCACGCUCGACCGUAUCGGUCGUCGCUGGAGUUGUUACUGGGGCUCCGCUGGUCAGGGCAUCGCGAUGGCGCUUGCUGGUGCAUUCUCAUACCUCGGUCAACAGGCGACGAACAACGGCGAUGCCAGCAAGGCUUCUGCGUACGGAAAUGCAGCUGUCUCCAUGGUCUUCAUCUUCACUUCCAUUUUCGGCGCGACAUGGCUGACAGUUCCAUGGCUGUACCCCGCUGAGAUCUUCCCCUUGGAAGUCCGAGCCAAAGGUAACGCCUGGGGAGUUGUGGGCUGGUCCAUCGGUAACGGCUGGCUUACGCUGCUUUGCCCGAUCAUGUUCGGCGCGAUUGGUGAGAAGACGCUGUAUAUCUUCGCUGCAUGCAAUGCCAUCACAAUUCCAAUGGUGUGGGCGCUGUAUCCCGAAACGAACCAGCGCACGCUUGAGGAGAUUGAUUUGUUGUUUGCGAGCGACAGUAUCUGGAACUGGGAGGCCGAGAAAAACUUUAAGAACCUGAGGGAUCAAAAUAUCUAUGAGCAUGGUAAUGGGUCGAAGGAGGAUGUUGAGUCAGUGGACAAAAGGAGAGGCAGUGUUGUUCGGGGGACGAGCCUGCACGUGGAAGACAGUAAGUUGUAAGAUGUUCUGCGUGUUGUUUGUUUCUCAUGUUUUUGCUGUAGUUCCGCUGCUGGCGUUUUAUGACGAACAAGAAUAGCGUUACUGCAUCCGAUCUCGAGCCUCCAUUGUGUUGCAUAAUGCCUCCGG
Macroventuria anomochaeta is the source of this 2154-nucleotide messenger RNA. RefSeq names its product general substrate transporter. Gene Ontology annotation, biological process: transmembrane transport; carbohydrate transport. The transcript has 4 exons. Gene Ontology annotation, molecular function: carbohydrate:proton symporter activity. Gene Ontology annotation, cellular component: membrane. Lineage: Eukaryota; Fungi; Ascomycota; Dothideomycetes; Pleosporales; Didymellaceae. The record is from RefSeq and is a predicted model, not a curated record. The coding region runs from base 370 to 2028 and encodes 552 amino acids.